CGGGGAGCGGCAGUGGGUCAGGCCGGGCGGCCCGGGGAGAACAUGGCGGUGGCGGGGUCCGGUCUGGGCCUGGCCCAGGCAGCGGAGGCGCUGGGCUCCUCCGAGCAAGCGCUGCGCCUCAUCGUCUCCAUCUUCCUGGCUGCCCAGCUGACCAUGUUGGCUGCACACUCCAGAUAUGCUCUGGCUUGGCAUAGACAGGAGAUAUUAGAUGACCUGGGCCUACGGGGAGAAGAGGCUGUACAAGCACAGCUAUGGACUAGCUGUAGAAAUGUUAACAUCGAUGAGGGGAUUGUUCAGGGGAUGAUGUAGAAGAUGGGGACCAGCAGCAGUGCCAUGUGAAAACGAAGGAGCUGUGGCAGGUGUAUCAGAAGGCCAGGGUGGCCAACAGUCAGUACAGUGUGAAGCUGCAGACCUGCUACUUAUACAAAGAGCUACAUGGGAUACUUGGCAAAGGCACCACUACUCCACACGCUAACAUCGAUACUUCCAAGGAGCCUGACCCAGAGGACGUGGGCCUGAACAGCGAGGAGAAGGGAGAAGAGGAGGACGGAGGAACUGCAACUGGGGAGUCCAACUGUGCCAUGAACCGGGACCUGUUUGAGACUCCACUGCAGUCCACUCAGUCCUGGCAGCCAAGCACAGACGAGUCCAGUGCAGGGGAAGGAACUUCAGGAUACCCUUUUGCCUUGUUCCAGCGCUAUUUCCUCUUCCAGAAGGAGGUCUACCUCAUUCACCUGUAUAACACCCUAACAGGGCUCUCAAUUGCCUACUUCAACUUCGGGACGCAGUUCACUCACUCCCUGCUGUGUGUCCUGAUCCAGUUCCUCAUACUGAGGCUUAUGGGCCGCACGAUAACUGCUGUCUUGACCACCUUCUGCUUUCAAAUAACAUACCUUAUGGCUGGUUAUUACUUCACCGCCACAGAGCAUUAUGACAUUAAGUGGACCAUGCCACACUGUGUCUUGACUCUCAAGCUGAUUGGCUUGGCCAUCGAUUAUUACGAUGGAGGGAAGGAUUUGGAGUCCCUGAACCCUGAGCAGAAGCGGUUUGCAGUCCAUGGAGUUCCUACCUUACUGGAGGUCUCGGGUUUCUCCUAUUUCUAUGGUGCCUUCAUGGUGGGGCCCCAGUUCUCCAUGACAGACUAUCAGAAACUGGCAAGGGGCGAGAUGACUGAUGUUCCAGGCCAAAGACCCAACAGCCUUGUGCCUGCUGUCAAGCGCCUUACCCUAGGCCUCUUCUUUCUGGUAACCUAUACCCUAGUGAGCCAAUACAUCUCUGAUGAAGACCUCAUCUCUGAUGCAUACCUGGAACAGCCUUUCUGGUUCCGCUGCUUUUACAUAUUGAUCUGGGGCAAAGUGACACUCUACAAAUAUGUCACCUGCUGGCUUGUCACGGAAGGCGUCUGCAUCCUCGUUGGCCUUGGGUACAAUGGCCAGGAUGAGAAUGGGAAACCACGGUGGGACGCUUGUGCCAACAUGAAGGUUUGGUUAUUCGAGACAACACCCUUCUUCACGGGGACCAUUGCUUCCUUCAACAUCAACACCAAUGCCUGGGUGGCUCGCUACAUCUUCAAACGGCUGAAGUUCUUGGGUAACAAGCUGCUGUCACAGGCAUUGGCCCUGUUCUUCCUGGCUGUGUGGCAUGGGCUGCACUCUGGCUACCUUGUGUGCUUCCAAAUGGAGUUCCUUAUAGUCAUCGUUGAAAGACAGGCUAUCAACCUAGUGCGGGACUCUCCUGUUCUGAGUGCUUGGGCCUCUAUCACCAUCCUGCAGCCUCUCUACUAUGUGCUGCAGCAAACCAUCCACUGGAUGUUCAUGGGUUACUCACUGGUGCCAUUCUGCCUUUUUGCCUGGGACAAGUGGAUCAAGGUGUAUAGCUCUAUUUAUUUCUUAGGCCACAUGAUAUUCCUCACCUUACUGCUCGUGUUGCCUUACAUCCGCAGAGCACUUGUGCCACGGAAAGAAGCGCUAGAGAAAGCAGAGUAACAGCCAAAAGUUUGUACCAUGCGUGAACUGUCACAGGUGAUGGGACUCAUCCCCUGCUAAAGCACCACCUUUCAAGUUUUCUGUGUUCAAGUUCAACUGUUCUGUCAAUGUGAUGAGGGGAAAAGAGAGUACGGGGUCAGAGACCCCCUGGUGAGGAGCACAGAGGGCAAUGCCCCUCCACUUUCCACACCCUCUACAUGUUGCCUUAUCUCUCUGCUGCCCUCUGGUGGACACUCCUUUCUGCUGAAUUCAAAUGAUUGUAAAGCACUAAACACCACCACUAUGUGGGGAUGGAACCACCUCUGAAUUUUCUACUUCUCAGUCAUCCCAGAUAAAAAUUGUUUCCUGUUUUUUUUUCCCCUC
This is a messenger RNA of Chelonia mydas (Green sea turtle), 2348 nucleotides long. RefSeq names its product lysophosphatidylcholine acyltransferase 3 (gene LPCAT3). Gene Ontology annotation, molecular function: 1-acylglycerophosphocholine O-acyltransferase activity; lysophospholipid acyltransferase activity. The record is from RefSeq and is a predicted model, not a curated record. The transcript is spliced from 14 exons. NCBI's taxonomy places the organism in Eukaryota, Metazoa, Chordata, Testudines, Cheloniidae. The coding region runs from base 582 to 1985 and encodes 467 amino acids. Gene Ontology annotation, cellular component: membrane. Gene Ontology annotation, biological process: lipid modification; phosphatidylcholine biosynthetic process.